GUGGCCACCUUCAUCACCCCCAUCAUCAUCACCACCACCACCUGCACCACCAACAUCACCUGCACCAUCAUCAUCUACCCGACCGCGUGAAACUCCCAGCAGCGAUAUGCCGAAGACCGGGUGCAACAAGAACCCAGGGCCCGGGCCCGGGGCGUACCUGCUGCCCAGCACGGUGGGCUUCGACGGCCACGACACCACCAGGGACCGGCAGCCCGCCUACUCCAUCGGGCGGCGCGAGGCCAAGGAGGCCAAGUCCCUCGGGCCGGGGCCGGACUGCAUGGUGGACAAGUACAACCGCUUCGGCCCCACCACGGCCCCGGCCUACACCAUGGCGCCGCACCUCAAGCCCCUCACGAGCUUCCAGACGCCGGGCCCCGGCCAGUACUACCCCGAGAAGUACGCCGAGAAGGCCGCGGCCUUCAGCCUGCUGCAGCGCCUGCCGACGCAGGGCGCCUUCCAGACGCCGCCGCCCAACGCCUACGUGCUGCCCUCUUGCCUCAACGGCACCAUCGAGCACCUGGGCCAGCGCCUGAGCUACACCUUGAAGGACGACUCGCCCGGGCCGGCGCGCUACCAGGCGCCCGCGCUGGACGUCAGCCGCUGGAGGAUGCCGCAGUACUCCAUGGCGCACCGCACCCCCAUGCCCGGGGACCGGUCGCAGAAGCCCGCGCCCAACGCCUACCUGCCGCAGUACAACACCCACCGCUCGCCCCCGCACUUCUCGUUCGGCGUCAAGCACACCGACUGCGAGUUCACCCCGCUCACCGACGAGGACAAGUACCCGCCCGGCUGCCCGUGACGCCACGCCACCGCGCGUCCCGAAAAAAAAAUGUUGGAAACCAGAAAAAAAUCGAAAAAGAACGAAAGGAAUAAAUGAACGAAGAAAUUAUGACAAUAAAGAAAGGACUCGAAUUGAGUGAGAAUGACACUGAACUGAUCUGUUGCACAUUCACACGCACGCAACGCAAUAAAAAUAUUUUUAUCUUUAUCUCAUCAUGGGGCAUCAGGGACAUUGUCGCGUCGUGUCACAUCCGGCAGGCUAGACUUUUUUCGAUCCCACUGUUGAGUGUUGCUUAUCGCUAAUUUUUUCCCUUUUCUAGGGUCCUCCCGCAACGCAUCAAAAAUGACUGCAAUACUCAGAAUGGCCCACGUUACCCCUGCCUUUGCCUUUUCCCUGUGUAGAGCCCUGCAGUACCCCUGUGGAAGCGAGGCUAGGCAACUCAACGCGCGCCCGUCCGUCCGUGUUGCCGACCCCGCAGGAGGCUUUCUUGGACGCACGUCUCCCCGGCACACUGCGAGUGUCUGGAAACCAGCACCAGGCCGAUCGGUAGCCUGUAAUCAUUUGUCACGGCCAACUCCUUUUCCUUUUCCUGUCGCCGACUGGCGGCUUGGGCUUGGGCUGCUGGCGGCAUUUCUCCGCGUCAAGUCAAGUCGGUGAGAAGAGGAGC
Thrips palmi is the source of this 1448-nucleotide messenger RNA. RefSeq names its product outer dense fiber protein 3-like. The transcript is spliced from 6 exons. NCBI's taxonomy places the organism in Eukaryota, Metazoa, Arthropoda, Insecta, Thysanoptera, Thripidae. Gene Ontology annotation, cellular component: cytoskeleton. Bases 107 to 799 code for a protein of 230 amino acids. The record is from RefSeq and is a predicted model, not a curated record.